Laetiporus sulphureus 93-53 is the source of this 737-nucleotide messenger RNA. RefSeq lists its product as uncharacterized. The record is from RefSeq and is a predicted model, not a curated record. The transcript has a single exon. Bases 221 to 616 code for a protein of 131 amino acids. Lineage: Eukaryota; Fungi; Basidiomycota; Agaricomycetes; Polyporales; Laetiporaceae.
AACGCGCGAUAGCUAUCGCGUACGCCGUGCUGCAAUGCCAUAGGAUGAUAUUGCCGGCUUCAUCGUCGCAGACUCACGAGAUACGCCAAAGUACGGGUUACUGGUGCCCACUGAUACGACGUGACGUUCUUUGGCUUCGACCGUGCUUCGUCACUGACGUUCUGUCCAAUCUAUCGGAAGAAACUCGCAGUAUCGUUCACGGGUUCUGAGAAGGCUUGUAAUGGCCCGUCGUGAUCACGCCCACACCUCGUCGCGCGAUGGGAUUGGAGGGAGGCACGCGCGUGCGCGCAGGUAUGUUCGCAUACGUGCCAUUGGCCACAGCUCGCCUGACGGUGAUCAGCUUAUCGUCGGCGUGGUGGCGUGUUUGACGCCAUGGGGAAUCUUUGCUGCUUUGGUUACGAGAAUGUACCGAACGUUGCAGACUGUAGGUAGCCGGCUCGGGUCACUUUCGGGUCAACGACCAGGGCCCGAUCUAUGCGGGGUGUCUAUACGAACGGGCGGAUGGGACGGUGUUCGAAAGGCGCGGACGCGAACGCGGAGUACGUUCAGAGCGGCUGAGGGCUCCGGGAGUCCAGCAUUGCAUACCACCCGAUAUGAUUGGUCAUCGGAGCGUUGAUUUGUGCAUUCAAUGUCCAGUCGAUGAUAUGGAAGGGAUGGCUGCUAUCGUGGCCCUGGUGAGAUGUCCGGCAGAGAACUGGAAGGCAUUGAAUGAGCGACAGCGAGACAGAUCUUCCGCA